AUGAUUUUUGCCGAUGACAUUGCGCUGAUAGCGAUAUCGACGGAGGAACUAAACCAGAGGCUAGAGAAAUGGAGAGAAGCCCUUGAAGACCAUGGUUUGUGCGAGAUAAGACAAAAUGGGGAUGAGGUUAUUAGCAUUGGGGGCCGCAUAUUGCGUCCGAAGGAGUCUUUUAGAUACCUGGGAUCAGUGAUACACAAAUCGGGUGGGAUAGACGAAGAUGUGACACAUCGAAUCCAAGUCGGAUGGAUGAAGUGGAGAGCAGCUACGGGAGUCAUGUGCGACAAGAGGAUCCCGCUAAAGCUGAAAGGGAAGUUCUAUAGAGUGGCUAUUAGACCGGCUAUGUUAUACGGGUCAGAAUGUUGGGCGAUGACGAAAGCCCAAGCGGCUCGAGUAGAGGUGGCUGAGAUGAGGAUGUUAAGGUGGACUUGCGGGAAGACCUUAGCAGACAGGAUCCCGACGGGAGUUUUUAGAGCAGAACUUAAAGUAGGGACCAUCACUAACAAGCUAAGAGAAGAGCGCUUGAGAUGGUUUGGCCAUGUUAGGAGAAGGGAUUAA
This is a messenger RNA of Erigeron canadensis, 555 nucleotides long. RefSeq lists its product as uncharacterized. The coding region runs from base 1 to 555 and encodes 184 amino acids. The transcript is spliced from 2 exons. Lineage: Eukaryota; Viridiplantae; Streptophyta; Magnoliopsida; Asterales; Asteraceae. The record is from RefSeq and is a predicted model, not a curated record.